Messenger RNA from Cuscuta europaea, 1448 nucleotides. Lineage: Eukaryota; Viridiplantae; Streptophyta; Magnoliopsida; Solanales; Convolvulaceae. The record is from the annotation of a GenBank genome assembly.
CGAAUAGUAUGUAUAUGUAGUUUUUAAAUUAAAGAAGCUUUUUUUUAGCUAUCUACAACCUUUACAAAUAGAGGAUGCAAAUUGAAGGUAUGAGAAGCUAAUUUAUUAAGGAGAGGCCGGGUAGCUGCAGGAAUCAUAUAGAAUAGAAUAAUAAUGAAAAAUGGAGCAGUUUCCGGCUCAGAUCAAAACGGCCACCGUAACCCGGACGACGACUACCAACCGGCGCCGGCAAGUCGCAAGUCCAAAAUCAUCACCCACGAAAAUAACACCCUUUCAAGAAGGUUCUCAGCUCCUCAUCAUCAUGUCACAACUUUCAGAGAAGAAGAGGCUGAUAAUAAGAAUCAGACCACCAAGUCUUCAGUCAGGUCAAACAUCAUCAACAUUUCCAGCACAGUCUCUUCUCCAGGUUACACCUCAUCAAAAGAAGAAAUUGACCCUUCAACCUAUUCCUUUAGCACUGCCCUCAAAGCAUUGCAGGGGAAGACAGCAGGCGGCGGUUAUGGGAGGUGGUGGGCGGAGUACUACUGGAAGACGUCGUCAGCGGCGGAAGGAUUGAGCCUCAACUCGAAGUGGAACGAAGCAGAGAAAUACAUAUGCAAUCCCUUAUCAGGUGAGGUUCCAUUGGAAUGCCUCUCUGCGAAGACACUGAGUGGGAGAUCAUUCCGGCAACAAUUGGCCACCCGCCGCAGCCGGAUUUCAAUGUCCGCCCCGCUGUUCUACCCUCCCCGGCUUAAGAAACCGCCGCAUGCGCCUCCUUUUCUCCGACGACUUGAUAGUGAUCAAAGCACCACCGUUCCAAGCCAAGAGAAGAGUAGUAGUGAGAACACAAGAGAUGUGGGAACUCAAAGCAGCUGUGGUAGUAGUUGUACUCCACCACCACCACCUUACCCUCUCAGUUCAAGCAGUAGCCCAAAUCCAUCCGUUCAAGAAAGGUCAACUAAGAGGAAUCAUAUUCCUACUGAACCACCUCCUUCCCACUACACCUCCCGUACACAAGUAGACUCGGUUGAUGAUCACAAGGCACAAGAAGAAAAAGUAAAUACAAAAGAUGGAGAGGAAGAAGAAAUCGCCCCAAACAAUGAGUCAAGAGAGAAAGCAAAGCAAGAGAAGGAGAAGAGAGGUGAAAUUGGGAAGAUACAAAGAGGGUGUUUGUCAUUGAUUCGUUUCUUGUGGAUGAGAAAAAGGCAAAGACACAAAGAGAAACUCAGAUCAAGGAAGAAGAAAAAUAGUAGGCAUAUCUUUCUUUGCCCCGUUCAUUCAUGGUAAAAAAAAAUUAAUUUUGACACAUGCACAAAAAACAUGCAUGUUGUAAGGAGAAAAUGGCAUGUAGAAGACAAGAUCAUUGUACAUAGUUCUGAAUUCUGAUGAAAUUAUUUGUAUACCCUUGCUUGAAUAAACUAGCUUGUAACGUUAAUUUUUUUUGUUAAUAUAAAAGAGCCCCUUUUAUA